Molecule: messenger RNA, 379 nt
Organism: Strongylus vulgaris
Lineage: Eukaryota; Metazoa; Nematoda; Chromadorea; Rhabditida; Strongylidae
Source: the annotation of a GenBank genome assembly
UUCAGAUGCUCGAGAAAAAGACGUCGCGGAAAUCAGGCGUCAACAACCGAACAAGGUUCCUGUAAUAAUUGAAAGAUAUGAUGGCGAGCGAAGCUUACCAUUGAUGGAUCGCUGCAAAUUUCUGGUGCCCGAUCAUAUCACUGUGGCUGAACUUAUGCACAUCGUUCGACGCAGGCUGCAGCUUCAUCCUGAGCAAGCUUUCUUUCUACUAGUCAAUGAGAAAUCUGUGGUUUCGAAUUCCAUGACGAUGUCUCAGCUAUAUCAAACGGAUAGGGAUCAGGAUGGAUUUCUUUACGUUGUUUACACUAGCCAACCCGCUUUUGGUUCCUUCAAAGCCUUGUCUACGGAUUAUACCAUAACUGACAGCCAUUUAUUCUAA